AUGAAUUUAAUUAAAGUUGGUCCUGCUGGAGGAAAAAGGGGAACUGUUUGGGAUGAAAAGGGUAAAGGAGAAAUUGCUAAGUUUUUUUUUUCCUAUGAUGAAAUUGCAGUUUAUUCACUUCAAUUUUUGUUUGUUGAGAAUGGUAAUUUUGUUUUGUCUGACACACAUGGUCCUGCACACAACAAUAACUUCACUACUGUUGUGUUGGAUCAUCCAUCAGAAUUUCUUACUUCGAUAAGAGGUUUCCAUGAUCGUGAAUCACCUGAUACGUUUAUAUAUUUGAGAUCAAUAACGUUCGGUACCAACAAGGGUACCUAUGGACCAUAUGGCAUGAAGACUCUUGUUAAUUACAAACUCCUAAAAGAGUUCAACUUUGAAAUAGGAGAUGAUCGUACUUUUGGUGGAUUUCAUGGCACCAAAUAUGGUGGUGGCAUUGAGAGUAUUGGGGUCUAUGUGAAGGCCGUCACAUCCUCCAUGAUCAAACCAGGACAACAUACUCGAAAAAGGGUUAAAACGGAACAAGGUUAA
Molecule: messenger RNA, 528 nt
Organism: Solanum verrucosum
Lineage: Eukaryota; Viridiplantae; Streptophyta; Magnoliopsida; Solanales; Solanaceae
Product: inactive protein RESTRICTED TEV MOVEMENT 1-like
Exons: 2
Coding region: 1-528 (175 amino acids)
Source: RefSeq, a predicted model, not a curated record